ACUAACAGCUACGUCACUGCUGUUAUCGUUGUAAUCAACAAAAAACAAAAAAGAAAACGAAAAUAAACCAAACUAAACGCGCCGCAGACUGAUCAAAAGUUGGUUAUCGCUUAGUUUGUAAUCAGCCCGUCACUGCCAGCAACAAAUGAAACCUCUGUGACCUCGGGCCGAAAGCAGGAGCAUUGCUACCAGCGAAAACAAAGGCCAAAACAAAGGCACCAGCCGAAAAAAUCGGAACGUCAUUGGGAGGCAAUUAACUCGCAGAACGGCCUUGGUGUCCAACCGCUACUCCUCCCAACGGGCAGUAGAUGCUGGUUGGGCUCAGCGACCAGCUAGCACGGAUCAUGGAGAGCGUCUUUGAGGCAUAUUUGGGCCCGGACAGCGUCCUGGCCAGUGCAGUUGGCCAAGCGGUGGGCAGUGGAGAGCCCGAGGACAUCCCUAGGAAAAACACCGAUGUUUGGGUCCUGGGUAGAAAAUAUAAUGCCAUACAAGAACUUGAACUUAUACGACGCGAUAUUCAGUCUCGAUUGUGGUGCACCUAUCGUCAUGGAUUUUCGCCGUUGGGAGAGGUUCAGCUUACGUCGGACAAGGGAUGGGGCUGCAUGCUCCGUUGUGGUCAGAUGGUCCUCGCCCAGGCGCUGAUUGAUCUACAUUUGGGUCGCGAUUGGUUCUGGACGUCGGAUUGCCGUGAUGCCACCUACCUCAAGAUCGUAAAUCGUUUUAAGGACGUUGGGGAUAGCUUUUACUCCAUACACCAGAUCGCCCUGAUGGGAGAGUCCCAAAACAAGGCAGUGGGCGAGUGGUUAGGACCUAAUACAGUAGCCCAGAUUCUCAAAAAACUAGUGCGCUUUGACGACUGGAGCUCACUGGCAGUUCAUGUGGCUAUGGAUAGCACAGUAGUUCUGGAGGACGUAUAUUCAUCAUGUCGCGAAGGAGGCUCUUGGAAACCACUGCUACUCAUAAUCCCUCUGCGCCUGGGCAUCACAGAUAUUAAUCCGCUUUAUGUGCCAGCCUUAAAAAGAUGCCUUGAACUAGAUAGCAGCUGUGGUAUGAUCGGCGGUCGUCCCAACCAGGCUCUGUACUUCCUAGGCUACGUGGACGACGAGGUCCUCUAUUUAGAUCCACACACCACUCAACGAACAGGAGUAGUUGGUCAGAAAACUGCUGCGGGAGAACAAGAUUACGACGAGACCUACCAUCAGAAGCAUGCUGCUCGUUUGAGCUUCGCCGCCAUGGAUCCCUCUUUGGCGGUUUGUUUCCUUUGCAAGACCAGUGACAGUUUUGAGUCCCUGCUAACUAAGUUCCGUGAAGAGGUUCUUAGCAUAUGCUCGCCGGCUCUUUUUGAGAUAAGUCAAACACGAGCCGUCGAUUGGGACACAACGGAGGAUAUCGACUGGCCCACCAUGCCUGAUAUCGAUUGGCCAGCGGGCACCUCGGAUUCGGAUUCGUUUGCCAUAGUUGAAGAGAGCGCUCGAGACAGCGACGCCGGCUGCAGCGGCAAAAAACCCAGUAAGAGCGCCGUCAUAUGAGAGGGUCGCCGGUGGAGCGCCUGCGUCGCAACAGAACAGAUGAAACUAAACCAGGCGAAAGUGGAGCAGCAGAUGAGGAGGAUGAGGUUUUGCGAGCAGAAGCGAGCGGGAACAGGAGGACGAGCCCCCUGCGGAUGCUGCAACUGCAAUAAACUAAGGCUAAAGUGCAUAAUUAGACGAGUGGUUGAGAUUUAGAUUUAAGAAUGAUUACGAUUUAUACGAAUGCGAUUCUUAGCGAUUCAUAAUGCUGCUUUAUUGUACGCUAUUGACUCCACGGGAGACAAUUUGGCAAGAACACACACACAGAGAGUGACACUUACAUACAGACACACUCGCUUUUUUGAUGAUCAAUUAAACAUUUUUAUGCAACGUUGUACAUUGAAGACUCGAUGAGAUCGAUCGAUCCUUAGCCAAGUGUGUAUUUAUAUGUUUUGUAUUCAUAUUAUUUCGUUUCGUAUAUUCGUCUGUAUAUGCUUAAAAAUGGACCAACAACUAAAUACAUAAUACUUGGACUAUA
Molecule: messenger RNA, 2046 nt
Organism: Drosophila eugracilis
Lineage: Eukaryota; Metazoa; Arthropoda; Insecta; Diptera; Drosophilidae
Gene: Atg4a
Product: cysteine protease ATG4B
Exons: 5
Coding region: 309-1529 (406 amino acids)
Molecular function (GO): protein-phosphatidylethanolamide deconjugating activity
Source: RefSeq, a predicted model, not a curated record